Molecule: messenger RNA, 1329 nt
Organism: Clarias gariepinus (North African catfish)
Lineage: Eukaryota; Metazoa; Chordata; Actinopteri; Siluriformes; Clariidae
Gene: bet1
Product: Bet1 golgi vesicular membrane trafficking protein
Exons: 4
Coding region: 149-490 (113 amino acids)
Biological process (GO): vesicle fusion with Golgi apparatus; endoplasmic reticulum to Golgi vesicle-mediated transport
Cellular component (GO): Golgi trans cisterna; SNARE complex
Molecular function (GO): SNAP receptor activity
Source: RefSeq, a predicted model, not a curated record
UCCGUAGGCUGUUGUGACGUGUAAAGCCGAGCUAACAGUAGUCAGAGUUUUCUCAGAGUUAUAGAGGGAGUUAUCUUCUGUUCAUAAUAAACUGUUUAAAAAGCAGCAGAGAGUUGAAGUGAUUGUGGAAAAACACCACUGAGGUAUAAUGCGGCGAGCAGGGUUGGGUGAAGGUGCUCCACAGGGAAAUUAUGUGGCCAGCGGUUAUAGCGUUUAUGAGGAGGAGAAUGAACAUUUACAAGAGGGUCUUAGAGCCAAAGUAAAUGCACUGAAGCAUCUCACUAUUGACAUUGGGACUGAAGUCAAACACCAAAAUAAAAUGUUAACAGACAUGGACUCGGAUUUUGACUCAACUGGUGGUUUGCUGGGAGCCACCAUGGGCAGAUUGAAGCUUUUGUCCAGAGGAAGCCAGACCAAAAUCUACUGCUACAUGCUGCUCUUCGCUCUCUUUGUAUUCACUGUUCUUUACUGGGUGAUCAAACUGAGGUGAUGGACGGACUGGAAUUAAUUUGCCUGCUUCAUCGAUGUUCACUACCCUGUGUGCCAUGCUCCACUGCUUCAGACAAACUGAGUCAGGACUGCAAUGCUUUUGAGAUGAUUAAUGUAAAAAGUAUCUUGUGUGUUCCAUACUUCAUCACUUAACAGUUUGGACCUGCUACAGGUUCAUGAUUUUAGGAUGUAAACAUUUGUAUUAUGUAUUCCUAGUGAGAUGCAUAGUCUUUAAUGCAAUGCCAAUCUAGAUAUGCUGCGGUUUCCUAGGAUUGUUCAUCCCGAAAUAGUGUUUUUUCACAGUUUAAUGCAUGCAUCAUAUUUUAAUGGUUUUGUUUUUUUAUAUAUAAACUGGCCCACAGAGAGUUAGUUUUAUAUAAAUAUGCAGAUCCAGGCUGUGCUGCAGGUCAGAGUACAGAAAAGCAGUGAGAUAAACAUUGUUUUGCCAAGCUAAUUGUUCAGCAAGUUUGUUGGCUAUGCUUGGCAUAAACAACUUAUUGAGCUGGCCUACCGGUCAGCCUGUUCUUUCAGAAUAAUUGUGACAAGACUGUAGUGUAGUGAGCACAAAAGCUCUUAAUUAUGGGGAGGACAGGACAUUUUUACUGUUCAUGGAAUGUUUUCAGAGGAGGAAAACAGUAAGUGAUAUUAAUUAUAAGAAAUCAUCUUAUCAUCUUUUUCUAAGCUUUUAAUCAUUUCAUAGUCAAAUCAUAUGAUUUAAGAAUAUGAGUUCUGAAUAUCCAGACACAGUCCUAAGCUAACAGCUCUUUAUAAAAAAUGUUGUAUUUCCAAAAAAUGUGAUUUGUAUGUAAGAAAAUACUAGGCAAUAAAUGUUGGAGGUAA